Molecule: messenger RNA, 1492 nt
Organism: Pocillopora damicornis (cauliflower coral)
Lineage: Eukaryota; Metazoa; Cnidaria; Anthozoa; Scleractinia; Pocilloporidae
Product: succinate dehydrogenase [ubiquinone] cytochrome b small subunit A, mitochondrial
Biological process (GO): tricarboxylic acid cycle; mitochondrial electron transport, succinate to ubiquinone
Cellular component (GO): membrane; mitochondrial envelope; respiratory chain complex II (succinate dehydrogenase)
Molecular function (GO): heme binding; ubiquinone binding
Source: RefSeq, a predicted model, not a curated record
UGGGACGGAAUUAAAUUAGCAAGAUGGCGGCGAUAUUUUACUCUCGUCUUUGUAUAAGAAACAGUGGUCGUUUAGCGAGUUCACUUGCACGGCCUGCUUUUGCUUCCUCGCCUAAUUCUUGCUCACCGAGAGUUCAAAGUGUGGUUUUCAAAAAGACAGUGCAUUCCUCGGCAAAUCGCAAAGCUGAGCUUGAAAUUUCCCCAUCACAGCCAUCAGCCCAUUGGAAGGGAGAGCGCUAUGUCAGUGUGGCACUGCUGACAUUGAUUCCUGCAGGAAUCAUUUACCCAUCAGCUGUUGUGGACUGGGCUCUAGCAGUUGUUGUUCCUCUUCAUAACCACUGGGGUGUAGGCCAAGUGUUAACUGACUACAUUCAUGGUUCAUCUAUGCCAAAAGUGGCCAAGGGAAUUUGGCUGGCUGUGUCAAUCUUACAGUUUAUUGGCCUGUGUUAUUUCAAUUAUGCUGAUGUUGGAAUCUGCAAAGCUGUCAGUAUGAUUUGGCAUAUGUAACAACUGAUAUAGAUUGUAAAGUUUGGAUUAAUGUCAGUAUCUAAGCAACUGAACACCUACCCCUCCGUAACCCAAUAUUAACCCUAACUUUUCAUCAGUUGACUGUUUAAGGUUAUAGGGGAGGGGUAGGUACACAGGUUCUCAGUUACAGACAUUGAUCCUAAAGUUGAAUAUUUUUUCAUUUGAUCUGAUAUGGAUGACAUGGUUGAAUUUCAUGUUCAUGGACACCCUUCCUUUUAGGAAGGGUAUUUACAUAAAUAAGUUGUUAAAGUGCUGUUAUGGUCACAUCUUAUGGUGAUCCACUACUUACCAAGGUCUGUAUCAGAUUAUCAAAAUCCAGAAUUGUACAAUACUUUUCUUUGUAACUAACAGCAGUCUAGGAGGAUUUGAGGGAGUUCAUCAAGCUUUAAAGAUGGGAAAUUCUUCAGCUUCUAUGGAGAAUUCUCUGGCGAAAUUGUGAUGGCCUAAGCUAGUUUUUAUUCAGACUUGGAGAUCUUAUUACCCUUUUAAAGCCUAAGAAUGACCAGCAUCUUAUUUCUCCUUACAGUCAUACAGAGAUAACUGUAAGCAUUGACUGAUUAGUCUGUUUGUGACAAUCAAGUUUUAUUCAAAGCCAGAUGGCUGUUUUUUUUUAUGCAAUGAUACUUAAAGUCAAUCAAAGUCAUAACUACUGACUGUAAGAUGCUGACCAAGAUCCUUCAUCUCUAUCGCAAAAAUAGUUCUAAAAAGUCAUCUCUAUAUUGCGGUAUUAGCCAGAAAAUGCAUUCUCUAUGGCUUUAGGUCUUGUUACAGCCCAUAAUAUUCACACAUGAUUAGCACAGGCAAGUUGAGAAUUGAUAGCUUUUUUUUACAGCUGGAGCUUUCCAUAGUUAUUGAAUUUUCAGUAUGCUUAAAUAAGUAACUCAGAGCAGCAAAAUAAGGAGUGAUUAAUAUUGGGGUGCAGCAAUAUUUAACAGAAAUUAAUAAAUUCUGUAGUUUUGUUGUAA